UAUAUGUAGAUUGUGGACAGAGAAUGUUGCAACCUAUAAAUCCCACGGGUAGCUGGGAGACCAGAAACAAAGUAAAACACCCAGACCCCACCAUGUUAGGUUGUGAAAAUUGGUAGUUUACCUGUGGAUUUGAAUAGAAUAAAUGUUCCCAUAGAAAGUAAAGAAAAAAUCCCCUGACCAUGGAUCCCCGGUACAGUGCCCAGGAUGUUGUACGCUGCACUCUGUGUCGGGACUCUGUGGCCCCCAUGUACUGUGCAGUUUGUCACAUACAUCUGUGUAAUGAAUGUGUAGACAAACAUUUCUCUGAUUCCUCUAAAGUCCAUAAUGUGGUGCCACUUAAACAGUAUUUAAACACUCUGAACUAUCCCAAGUGUAGGCAACACCCCACCAAACAAUGUGAACUCCACUGUGAACAAUGUGACAUUCCUAUUUGUGCACAAUGUAUUUCUACUCAAAAACAUUUAGGACAUAUACAAGUUGACAUUCUUAAAACCUUUGAAAGCAAAUCGGAAAUGUUGCAAAAAGAUUUGCAAGAAUUAGAGAAAUCCAUUUAUCCUAAAUACAAAGAGAUUGAAUCCAACAUUCCAGUGCAAAAAGCUGAUCUGAGUAAAAACUCACAGAAAUUGACAACAGCAAUUGACAAACAAGGAGAAGUCUGGCACAGAGAAAUAGACACCAUUAUCACAGACAUGAAAUCUAAUGUAGAGGAAAUGGAAUCCAAACACCUGGUCAUCCUGAAUAAACAGGAAGAUGAAAUCACACACACCAUUUCUGAAAUCACACAGACCAUUGCUGAACUGAAGAAGUUACUGAACUCCAAAGAUGUGUGCCUUGUCUCUGAGUACAAAUCCAGGAUUGCUGAAUUCAGAAGAUUGCCUCCUAAACUCAAGGUGUCCUUCUCAAACUUUAGGCCUCAGAAAAUCCACACAAAUCAGCUGAUAAAACAGUUUGGUUCUCUGUCUGCAUUAUCUUUUACCACAGAGGAACAAAACUACAGCAUGCCACCCCAGGGGGGCGAGUCCUCUCUCGUAGACCAGUCAUUGAUGAAUGUACCCCGCGUCAUCACAGCUAUAAACAUAGGGUAUAGAUUUCUAUACGGUGUGGCAUGUCUGAAUGAGACAGAGAUCUGGACGUGUGGUAAUGACAGCAUGAUGAAACUCUACAACCUGCGUAGGGGGGAACGAGUGAAGUCCAUCCAAACCAAGUCAGGGAACGAUCCAUGGGACAUAGCAGUGACAAGGAGUGGGGAUCUAGUUUAUACUGAUUACAAUGAUAGAACUGUGAACAUAGUGAAGAAUACACAGAUACAGACAGUGAUCAGACUACAGAGGUGGAGACCUCGCAGUGUCUGUAGUACCUUCUCUGGUGACCUCCUGGUUGUCAUGGACAGUGAUGAUAAACAAACAAAAGUUGUGCGUUACUCUGGCUCCACAGAGAAGCAAAGUAUUCAGUAUGAUGACAAAGGACAACUUCUCUAUUUAUCUGGUGGAUAUAAAUACAUCAGUGAGAACAGAAACCUAGAUAUCUGUGUGUCAGACCGUGAUGCCCGUGCAGUAGUGGUGGUCGAUCAUGCCGGAAAACUCCGGUUUACCUACACUGGUCCUCCCUCUACUACCAAGGGAUCAUUUGAUCCACAUGGCAUCACAACAGACAGCCAGGGUCGGAUCCUGACAGCAGACCGUAGCUAUAACAAGCACUGUAUCCACAUCCUGGAUCAGGACGGACAGUUCCUCCGCUACAUUGACAACUGUGGUUUAGACCUUCCACGGGGUUUAUGUGUUGACACCAGAGACAACCUCUUUGUGGCUGAGUUUGACACAGGUAAAGUGAAGAAAGUUCAAUAUCGCAAGUAAAUCAAUUAACUAAAUGAAUUAGAUGUAAGCAAACAAACCAAGUAUAUAUUACAUACUGUAGGUAAAUAUUAUACGUAAAGUAAACUGUUUACAGCUAACUGAAUAUAUACGGUGUAUAUUAGAUGGGAUUACUAUAUGUGUUUAUAUUGUACAUACAGCGAGCACUGAGUCAGUAUUGCAGAUCAAAUAUGUAAAUGUAAAUUUUCUGCAAUGAUCACUACCUUCAUAUCUCGUAUGAAAUAUGUGUGACAUGUAAGCAAUUUAACCAGAUCUAUUAGACGUUAACACAUUACAUGUAGGUUUCCAUGUGUAUAAUCAUUGCAUGUCAUCUAACUAUGUGCGUUUUUAACGCCAAGUUUUUAUAUCUUUAAUGUCAAUAAAAUGGGGUUUUUUUUCAAAUUACAUGUAGACUGUUUAUUAUUGUAAAGUACGAUUAAACAGAUUGGCUGUGUCUAUAAGGUAAAUAAUUAACCACAACCUCUAUUUUUAUGAGAUGUACAUAAGAUGACAGUUUAUUUAUAAUGUCAACAAACUUUGGUGGGUUUUUUUUACAUGAAAAAUGUUAAGGUUAAUAUCUAUGUGUCACAUGUGGUUAUCAACAAACUUUUUGAUACAUGUAUUUAAAAAUACAUGUAACGAAGGUUAAUGGACCUGUAGUACUCAAUUCUUUACCAGCAAUGAAGCGAGGCCAUAAAGGGACUGAGGCCCAUUACUUAUAAAGAGGAGUAGUACAGGUAUACUAAACUAAGUAGAAUUCCAAUUGUCUCAGCUAAUUAUCAUAACUCACCUUUAAGUCUUAAGAUUUAGAAUAGUCAUGUGUCAUUUUCUAACAGCCAUGUUUUCUUUAAUGAAUGUUCAAAUUUCAGCGAAUCUAGAUCCCAAAGAUUCAGGGCCUUAUUGUUUUUUCUCUGAGUUUUUCUUUUCUUUUUUUUUUUUGCUGAACUCAUCGGCUGCUCCUGAAAAAUUUAAUUUAACAAGUAGUAUAUUUACAUGAUGAUGUUUUGAAUGAAUUUUUUGAGUUUUUAUAAUAAAAUUUUUGCUAGAAAAAUUGUGUUUUAAGUCAUAUCAACAGUUACACUUUUACUAUGGCAUUUAAUCCAUUUGAUCAAAAAUGCCGUUAAUGGUAUUUAAGAAGAUAGGAACUUUCUCUCUGCACAGGCCCAUAAAUGCCAUUAAAUGUAAGGUACAUGUAUAUACCGGUAUACCCUCUCAAUAUAAAUACACACCAGGUAUGCAUGCAACAUUACCUUUGUAACUGACAAAAGGCACUGGCGGGAAUUUUAAAACAAUGAAAAUAUUAAAGUACUGCUGCCUUACUGUGUCUAUAUUUUGGCAAAUUUGAAACCUUUGAAGCAUAAAAUACCAGAUAAAUUAAUUUUGGACAUAGCUCAAUCUACCAAUCUAAUAUAACUGUAUAAACAACUGCAAAUCUUAGCUAGCAAAGGGUGAUGAUCCAUGGUGUUUUUCUACAAUCAAAUCACCUCACAAUUUUCUGUCGCGCGCUAAAAAAAAAAGCGUGCAAUUGAAAAGGGCAAGGUGAUACACUUGCGUUUCUCAACCCACUUGAUAUCAUCACUCUUGGCUAGCAAAGGUGUAAUUGUAAUAAAACUAAAGUUUAACAUAGCAAUUGUGAUCAAAAUGAAACCAUAACUAUGUUAUAAAUGUUUGAUAUAACAGUAGCUAUUGUAGAAUCAACUCAAUUUUAACUGCUAUAUUGCAAAUAUUGAUGAAAAUUUGAAAAUAUGAAAUGCAAUAUAGCACACCUAUAUGCAGUGUUUUCGUUCACUCUCUGUAAAAUUGUUG
Molecule: messenger RNA, 3656 nt
Organism: Magallana angulata
Lineage: Eukaryota; Metazoa; Mollusca; Bivalvia; Ostreida; Ostreidae
Exons: 2
Coding region: 180-1853 (557 amino acids)
Biological process (GO): positive regulation of DNA-templated transcription
Cellular component (GO): chromatin; nucleoplasm
Molecular function (GO): ubiquitin-protein transferase activity; zinc ion binding; protein binding
Source: RefSeq, a predicted model, not a curated record